AUGGAGACCUUGCGAGCGCAGCGACUGCAGCCUGGAGUGGGCACCAGCGGGAGGGGCACUCUGCGAGCGCUUCGGCCCGGAGUGACUGGGGCCGCGGCUGCCACCGCCACACCCCCAGGGCCUGGGCUGCCGCUGCCCCCGGGCGCCGCAGGCAGCCCUGUGGUACUGCGGGAGGCCGUGGAGGCCGUGGUGAGAAGCUUCGCCAAACACACGCAGGGCUAUGGCCGAGUGAAUGUGGUGGAGGCACUUCAGGAAUUCUGGCAGAUGAAACAGUCACGAGGGGCUGACUUGAAGAAUGGGGCCCUAGUGGUUUACGAGAUGGUUCCCGCCAGCAGUCCUCCCUAUGUCUGCUACGUCACCCUGCCUGGGGGAAGUUGCUUUGGGAGUUUCCAGUUUUGCCCCACAAAAGCUGAAGCCCGGCGGAGUGCUGCAAAGAUUGCACUAAUGAACUCUGUGUUUAAUGAACAUCCUUCCCGAAGAAUCACUGAUGAGUUCAUUGAGAAGAGUGUCUCUGAGGCCCUGGCAUCUUUCAAUGGCAACAGGGAGGAAGCUGACAACCCAAAUACAGGGAUUGGUGCUUUUCGAUUCAUGUUGGAAUCCAACAAGGGCAAGUCAAUGUUGGAGUUUCAGGAGUUAAUGACAGUUUUUCAACUGCUGCACUGGAAUGGCAGCCUUAAGGCCAUGAGGGAAAGACAGUGCUCUCGGCAGGAAGUGUUGGCUCAUUAUUCACACCGAGCCCUAGAUGAUGAUAUUCGCCACCAAAUGGCAUUGGACUGGGUGAGCCGGGAGCAGAGUGUGCCAGGGGCACUGUCUAGAGAGCUGGCCUCUACUGAGCGGGAGCUGGAUGAAGCCCGGCUGGCAGGCAAGGAGCUGCGCUUCCACAAGGAGAAGAAAGAUAUUCUCAUGCUGGCUGCUGGGCAGUUGGGCAAUAUGCAUUCCUCCAACUGCUAGGCAUCUACCCACAUACUCACAUCAUCUCCAGGCCCAUUUUUUGUAUGUCCUUUCUAAGACUUAGUGUGAUUUCUGUACAUACUUUCUCAAUUUUAUACUUUAAAAUAUAGAUAUAUAUAUAUGUGUAUGUAUAAAUUCUACACCUAGAUUCCUAUUUGUUGAGAUAUCCCUUUUCUUACUUCUAGUUUUUGGAUGUAGUUGCUUUUGAAACAUAUCCACACUGCUUUACAAGAGCAGGCUGUCUUCAGAGCUUUGUGGGCUCUUAUCCUGCCAGUAACUGUGUAGUCAUUUCAAUAGCACAAAAUGACUUACUAGAUGUUCAUGUCUCCUUUUAAAAUAACAAGGAGCUUGAAUAAGGACUGUGAGCCCCACCCUUAUCCUCAUUCCUGCUUUCUCUUGGACCAAACAGAGCAUGAAAAUGAAAACUUGGCUUUGUUUUUUUUUUUUUUUUGGCUUUGGUUUUAUCUUGAGCUGGGCCUACUUGGUACCAAGUUGUUCCCUCAGUAACUAGGUUACUUCAUAACCUACACCACACACUACCACCUUACUCCUCUUCUGCCUACAAACGGUACUUUAUUUUAGGGCUUCCUCACUUUAUUAUUUGAAAGGAAGUGGAGAGCUGGUGGUUUCUUAAUUUUAAAAUCAUCGCUGAGAAACUUCCCAGGAACAAGAGAGGAAUUAUAAACACAGCCUGCAGGGGUUUAUCACCUGUGUUGCUUCUGGGGCAUAGAUACCAUACCAUACCAGAAUAUAUUGAAGGGGUAAGGGUUGAAGUUACUUAUCUUUCAAUAUUCUCUUUUCACUCCUCCUCCCUGCUCACCAAGCUCAGUUAAGCCCUGUCUAUAGAUCUUCCUGCUGCAAAGAUUGGUAGAAGGUAAAACAUAUUUCCCUUUCUUAAAAACCUCCUCCCAUCAUUUUGGUUUUUGGAAACAUCUGUCCAAUUUGGUGAGGGCUAUGCUCCUCCUACUCCCAUGAAGUGGCUACUGUUUAUGACCUUAAAUGUAUAUAACUAGAUUCACAUUGGUGUUCUUCUUUUCUUUCCUCUUCCUCCAAAAUGAUUAUUAGAGCAUGAGCUGAUCAGGAAAAUUAGAAGAUACUUUGGCAUUAUGGCACUUCCUAAUGGGAACCAUGAGAAACUCCAGGAGGGGAAAGAGAAUCAGUGAUCAGCUACUUAUGUUUUUAAUAUGAAUACUAUUCUCUUCCCCUACCUCUUCCCUGGGUAAAACAGGAGAAAGAUGAUCUGGAGUAUAGCUAAAGCAUUCUCCUUUGGGAGAAUUUUUUGUACAUUUCUCUAAGAUAUAUUUUCUUCUUGUUUCUGUAAUCACCUUAUACUGUAUUAUAGCUCAGUGCACUUCCUAAACUGAGUUUGGGAAAUUUAAUAUUCCUGCAAUUACACUUUCCAUUUAACAAUUAUACACUUUGCUUUUAGAAAUAGGUUAGGAAACAGGCUACAAUUUGCACAUUUGGAUCAGAUAGGGAAAAGAUGAAAGUCAGCUUUCUUGCUUUUGAAAUUAUCUUAGUGACCAGUAUAUAUGGGAUCAGAGGUAAGGAAUCUUUAACAACAAUUGUAUUAGUACUUGAAAGGGAUUUCCUUGAAUUCUCCAAGCCCUAUCUCUGUAUUCUUUUCCAUGAACACAUGUAAGGCUGGAACAGAGGCUUCUUACUUUUAAAUAAUAAGUGUGUCUAUUCAGUUUUUAUUUAUGUUUAUAAUCCAGAAAUCACAAACCCUCAUUUCUCCUUUGCUGUUUUCUCUGGGAAGGGGUGUGAGUUAUGGAAAGAACUUGUCUUUGCAUCUCCUUGAUUAUUUUUCUCAAAUACCAACCAGUACGAUCCCAAAGAACUUGAGAAAAAUUGUUCCCUGAUAUGUCCACUUUGGGUGUUAAAUUUUUACUUAUCUUUUUAGUACUCUCUAUGUAUUUUAUAUGUAUAAUUUUAUACAAUUAAAAAUAGAUUUUUGUCUAGUGAGCCAUAUUGACUCUUUCUUGAGACCCAUGUAUCAGAGAAAUUCUAAAAUGACCCUUUCUCUUAAAAAGUUCAAAAAAGAACUUUUCUUAGUAUUUUUAGGGUGGAAGAAAUAAGAUUAUAUUGCUGGGAGAUGGCAUAUGCUUCCCCUUCUCCAGAUAUUUGAGGAGCCUGAAUUUGGUUCUUGACCCUUUCUCCUCAAGUUCUGCCCUUUUCCCCUAGCAGUCACACCCACUGCGGUGGCUUAAACUCUAUCAAACACAUAAUUCUCAAACCUGUUCCUUCCACCUCAACCUCUUUUGAGCUUUUACAUCUGUAUUUCCACAUAUUGCAUAUUACCACCUGAAUGACACAAGCUCUUUGAUCUUAUCUAAAAUAAAAUCCAUUUCUCUAUACAUGCUCCUCUUUGACUCCCAUUACUGAAAUUACUGCCCAGUAAUCUAAGCUAGAACCUCAAUUCUCCUUGAGAUCCUUCAAAAAAUAAAAGAUAUCCUGCAUUUCCUCUUUGCCAUCAUCUAAUCAAUCACUUACUGUUGAGUUUACCCCUAUAUAAACUUCCUAAUCUAUUUUGUACAUAUCUACUGUCUUCGUUCAUUCCUUUAGCAUCUCAGGGCUGGACCACUGCAACAGCUUCCUAAUUAUCUCUGCCUUCAUUCUUCACAUCCUCUACAUUACUAUCAGAUUUAUUUCUAAAAUACUUAUCACUGUACCACUCCCUUGCUUAAACUAUCAUCUAGCUAUCUUUACCUUUAGCAGAACUUCCCAAAGUUUUAUAUGUGAACCUUUGGCAUUAUCUGACAAGAUUUUAGGUGGUAGAUGGCCAAAUAUUUUUCAUUUUUUACUAGUUAUGCUUUUAUCUGAAUUUGUAAUAGAAAAGUAUGGUCUCCACUGAUGGCAGUGAUAUUUAAACAGUAUAAAUUUGUUUGGUGCUUCCCUGAUAGCUCAAUGGUAAAGAAUCCUACCUGCAAUGUGGAAGACCCAGGUUCAAUUCUUGGGUUGGGAAGAUCCCCUGGAGGAGGGCAUGGCAACCCACUCCAGUACUCUUGCCUGGAGAAUUCCAUGGACAGAGGAGCCUGGCGGGCUACAGUCCAUGGGGUUGCAAACAGGUGGACACGACUAAGCAACUAAGCACAGCACAGCAGGUAAAUUUAAAAUGCCAGUCUAUUUAAGGAAAAAGAGAAAUCAAAAAUAUUAUGGUGGCUACUUGCAAAUGUUAAAAAUUAUGAAUACUAAAAUAUUGAAUUAGAAAAAUUUCUUGCCUAUAGGGUACGUUAAAAAUUUUUAGCAUGACAUACAGUUUGACCCUAAACUGUAUUUCCAACUUUGUUUCCUAAUUAGACAGCAUCAGGCAUAAAAAAUUUCUUGCCCUCCUGAUAUUCAUUGGAUAUGUAUUUAGCAAUUGUCUACUAUGAAUCAGGCACUGGUCUGAACUUUGAGGAUAUAGUUAUAAAUAAGAAUCUCUGCCAAUGAGAAAGACAGACAGUAAACAAACUAGAAAGUAAACAGUAAUUCAAGAUUUGAUUUUAAGUUCUGUGAAGGAAAUAAGAGUGAAGGAUAGAAUAGAGAAGACUCCUUUGGGUGACAGCAGUAUUUCAGGGAGACCUACAGGAUGGGGUUGAACCAGCCAUGUGAAAAGCUGGAGGAAGCUCAUCACCGACAGAAAGUUACAAAAUGUCCAGAGAUAAGAAAGUGUACAACAUAGUUGAGUAUAGAGAGUAAACAUAAUUGAGAAAAGUAUAGUAAAGUAAUAGGUGAGAGGGAAGAAUGGUGGUGAAACAGUCUGGAGACAUAGGCAGAGCAGGCUGUGAGUCUGAAUUUUAUUCUAAGUGCAAAUAAUAAGUUAGGGAGAUUUCAGUAGAGAUGUGACUUUUUUUUUUUUUAAAGAUCAUACUAUGUGCUGUAGAGAAUGGAUUAAUAUGUCUUAGUCUCAAUACAACUGUUUUGCCUGGAAAGCAAAACAGCCUUACAAGCACAGUUUAAAUGGAAGCCCUCCCUUAAAUGCACUCUCCUUAUUUCCAGUCCUAUUAGAAACUUGUAUUGCUGUAGUACCUUGUAAUAGCAAUGAUCACUUUCAUAAUGUUAUUAUAAAGUGAUUGUUGAUACUGUAUUUCCCCUUGUAUUGCUAGCACCUCUUCUAAUAUUAGACACAUAUAGGCAUUCACAACUGAUUUAAAAAUUAAUAAAUAAGUGACUACUUAUCCACUA
Molecule: messenger RNA, 5118 nt
Organism: Odocoileus virginianus texanus
Lineage: Eukaryota; Metazoa; Chordata; Mammalia; Artiodactyla; Cervidae
Gene: LIX1L
Product: limb and CNS expressed 1 like
Biological process (GO): autophagosome maturation
Cellular component (GO): cytoplasm
Source: RefSeq, a predicted model, not a curated record